UCUUGAUCCCUGGCAAUGCAGUGGGCAUCAGCCCCAGGUUUAGGAAGGGCGCGGGGGGGCGUCGAGCAGCCCAGGCGCGUCCCCGUUAGCCCUCUCGCGCCCAAGAGCGCACAAGCGCCCACCUAUCCGGGCGCCUGUCCUCGCCGCGAUCCUCUGCGCGCCGGAGCUCUCUUGCCAGGCCGAUCCCUCCCCGCCCCGGGCGCCUGGCCGGGCUGGCAAGCCUCUCCCCGGGCUGAGCGGGGCGAACCGGCAGGGAGGCGGGCGCGACCCGGGGCGGCCGGGCUCCUGCAGCGCCCGCUCCGGCGCCAGGCGUUCGGGGCAGCCGGCGGGCAGAGCAGUCCGGAGCUUCCGGCCUCUGCAGCGUCCUCGGAGUCCUUAGCGGCGACGGGGGCUCCCUGCUGGGGGUCGCCCCGGCUCCCCAGCGGGCCAAACCCCGCGGGAUCGCGUCGCCCCUCUUGCAAGCCUGGACGCUGCGCCCAGACCUGGUCCGUUGCUGCAGACGUUGCCCCUCCCCGGAAAGCCGGCCUUUCUUGCUUCCAGAAAGCUGCGCCGAUCCUACGCGCCCUCUCCUCCUUGUGGGGGCGCGUAGCUAGGCCGAAGAUGGGCAAAAAACCCUCCUUAGUGGUGUUCGAUUUGGAUUAUACCUUGUGGCCCUUCUGGGUUGACCCCCCCUUCCAGAAAAACAGCGAUGGCUCAGUACAAGACCGGAAAAAACGGCCUGUUAAUCUCUACCCCGAAGUUCCAGAAGUCCUCCAGCAGUUGCAGAGUGAACAAAUCCCCAUGGCAGCGGCCUCUCGGACCGGGGAAAUCCGAGGAGCUACCCAGCUGUUAGAUCUUUUUGGCUUAAAUCGCUACUUCCGCUACAGAGAAAUCUAUCCAGGCAGUAAAGUCACCCAUUUCCAGAGGUUGAGUCAACAGACCGGCAUCUCCUUUUGCCAGAUGCUCUUCUUUGAUGACGAAAGCCGCAACAUUCACGACGUCAGCGAAUUAGGGGUCCUGUGUGUCCUUGUCCCCAGAGGCAUGACUCUUUCGCUCCUCAACCAGGGCUUGGAGACCUUUGCACACUCCUGAGGACUCUACUCCUGCUGACAAGGCUUACACCUCAACCUUCUUCUCUCUUCCUCGUGGGGGACACACGUUGGGGAUUUUUGACAGGUCUAACACAUUAUUAUGUGUCGAUGGGGCAUCUUUCUCCAGCUUCUCUGACUCUAAAGACUUAGGUGUCCUCUCCCCAUCCUGUGUCACGUAAUGCCAGCAAAGGGAUUGUGCUUGUGGCUUUCGUCCCAAUAAAACUGGGAAAACAAA
Molecule: messenger RNA, 1305 nt
Organism: Candoia aspera
Lineage: Eukaryota; Metazoa; Chordata; Lepidosauria; Squamata; Candoiidae
Gene: MDP1
Product: magnesium dependent phosphatase 1
Exons: 6
Coding region: 16-1071 (351 amino acids)
Molecular function (GO): acid phosphatase activity
Source: RefSeq, a predicted model, not a curated record